Messenger RNA from Macadamia integrifolia, 1933 nucleotides. Its product is annotated as cyclin-D3-1-like. The transcript is spliced from 6 exons. Bases 379 to 1437 code for a protein of 352 amino acids. Gene Ontology annotation, molecular function: cyclin-dependent protein serine/threonine kinase regulator activity. Gene Ontology annotation, biological process: mitotic cell cycle phase transition; regulation of cyclin-dependent protein serine/threonine kinase activity. The record is from RefSeq and is a predicted model, not a curated record. Lineage: Eukaryota; Viridiplantae; Streptophyta; Magnoliopsida; Proteales; Proteaceae. Gene Ontology annotation, cellular component: cyclin-dependent protein kinase holoenzyme complex; nucleus; cytoplasm.
UUUUGUUUUCAUUUCCACCUCGAUCUUUUCCAUCGUUUUCUCCGUUCCAAUCAAUGCUCUCUCUCUCUCUCUCCUUUUUACCCUAAACAUGACAACUCCUCCCAACCAGCCCCUCCUACAUAAGCUCUCCAGUCUCCUCUCUUACAUCAGUCUCGUCAACAACAACCACCUUGAGUCUCUCCUUUGUCUCUGCAAAUCUCUUUUUUUUUGUUGGGUUUUGGGUUUUGAUGGGGGUAGUUGUUCAUCCCAUUCAUCUAUAACCUAUUAACCUUUGAGAAGAUCUUUGUUUUCUCUUCUCAAAAUUUUUGAUGAGAUUUGUGGAGGCAAGGAAGGCUUCUCAGAUUUAAAAUUUAUCUAUCCAUAAAAAAGGUCUCAGUAAUGGCACCCAGUUUUGAUUGUUCAACCUCUGACCUUCUCUGUGCAGAAGACAACAACAGUAUCAUAUCGUUUGCAGAUUUUGGGGGUGAUGGGUUUAGGGGGUUUUGUGUCGGUGAUGCUUGGCUUACGCAGAACCAUCGGACAUUAAAUCAAAACCAGAGCUUUCAUGGUUGGGAGUUCUCGAUUGUAUUCCCAUCCCAAACAGAGGAGUGUUUAAGUUUGAUGGUUGACAAGGAAUGCCAGCAUUUGCCCAGAAAUGAUUAUUUGAAGAGGUUGCGGAGUGGGGAGUUGGAUAUGGGGCUUAGAGGAGAGGCUGUCGAUUGGAUUAGGAAGGUUCAUGCCUAUUACAGAUUUGGACCUCUGAGUGCCUAUCUAUCAAUAAAUUAUUUGGAUCGGUUCCUUUCAUCCUAUGAACUUCCUAGAGGGAAAUCUUGGAUGAUGCAGUUGUUGGCUGUGACAUGUUUAUCUUUGGCAGCCAAAAUGGAGGAGAGAGUAGUGCCUCUGUCUCUAGAUUUACAGAUCGGGGAUUCCAAAUUUGUCUUUGAAGCUAGAACGAUCAAGAGAAUGGAACUUCUUGUGUUGAGUACAUUGGGGUGGAGAAUGCAAGCCGUAACUCCUUUCUCCUACAUAGACAAUUUCCUUCGUAAGAUCAACGAUGAUCAACUCCCGCCGAAAAUGUCAAUCUCUCGAGCGAUUCAAUUAAUCUUAAGCACAAUUAAAGGGAUUGACUUCUUAGAUUUCAGACCAUCAGAGGUUGCAGCAGCAGUGGCUAUAUCUGUAUUCUCAGAAAACAGAACAGUGGACAUUGAUAAGGCUGUAUCUUGUUUCAUACAUGUUAAAAAGGAGAGAGUGUUGAAGUGUCUUGAACUAUUCCAGGAUGUAUCAGUUCCAAGUGCCUCAGCUCCAUCAAUUCCCCAGAGCCCAAUUGGGGUGCUGGAUGCUGCUGCAUGCUUGAGUUAUAAAACAGAUGAAACAGUUAGGUCAUGUGCAAAUGCUUCUCAUACUACUCCAGAUGCUAAGAGGAGGAAACUGAACAGACCAUCUGAAGUGGAGUCAUGAGGAGGAGGGGUGGUGGUGGGGCUCUCAUUUCUCACCCAAAUCAGUUUUAGUUUUUUGGUUUGGUUGAAUGGGAGUUUUGUGUGCGAAGUUGCUCCUUAACCAAAUAAAGAAAAAGCAAGGGGAAACACAAGGGGAGAGAAGGGAAAGGGAAGGAAGGUUGAAUAAUCUAUAAUCUGAGAAAAGGGGGAAUGGGAUGGAAUAUUUAGCCAAUUCUCAUGCUUGUGGCAUGAAGGAAACAGUCACCAGCUGUUAAUGAAGAAAGUUCUAUCAAGGAAGAAGUGUUCAAAAUAAAAAGAAAAAGAAGGGAAAGAGGUUCAGCUUCUUGCAGUUCCCAUCUCAGAAAUAUAAGAAGGCAAACAGAGGAGAGGAGGAAAAAAAUGGAUGGAGCAAAAUUUUAGAGGGAGAAUUUGUUUUUUAUUGGUUGUGUUUUUUGUUUAUGUGAAUUCAGAAAAAAAAAAAAAAAAAAAGAAGAAAAAAAAAUAUAUAUCAGCAAAAA